Messenger RNA from Anthonomus grandis grandis, 2173 nucleotides. RefSeq lists its product as uncharacterized. Gene Ontology annotation, molecular function: nucleic acid binding. The transcript is spliced from 2 exons. The coding region runs from base 849 to 1883 and encodes 344 amino acids. The record is from RefSeq and is a predicted model, not a curated record. NCBI's taxonomy places the organism in Eukaryota, Metazoa, Arthropoda, Insecta, Coleoptera, Curculionidae.
GGCAUUUUUUGCAACGUUAAAUAAUUUGAGUGCUAUAGAUUAAUCCACUAUCAUCCGACGAUCACAAUACCAUUUUCUAUAAAUAUCAGUUUUAACAGAAAUUAGAGGCAAACAUAGUUAGAAACUAUAAACGAACUUCAAGUAGAAAAACUUCAUACACUACAGAUACAUUAAAAAGGGCUUUAAAUGAAAUUGAGAGAGGUUUGAUAAUUCAAUACGACGCGCACAAAAAAUAUAACAUUCCACAAAUGACCCUGAGCUAUCAUCGAAGAGGUUAUCGAGGUGUAAAGAACUUAACGAUGGGAAGAAAUACAGCGAUUUCCAGCGAACAAGAAGAAAAGCUUGCUCAAUGUUUAAUAACAAUGGAAAAAUGGGGAUGGGGACUAACUCGACGAGAUGUAUUUAAUAUUGUUGAAAAGUAUGUCAUUCUAAAUAAACUUAAAACGCCAUUUAAAGCAGGCCGGCCAGGUAAAGAUUGGUUUAUAAGUUUUUCAAAGCGCCACAAUUUAAAAAUGCUUAGAUCCAUUCGUAAUUAAUGGCUACUUUGAUAUUUUAAAAACACAGUUGGAUUCCCUAAAUUUGCACGACAAACCACGGCAAAUAUGGAAUCUUGAUGAAACCAAUUUUUGUCUAUAUCCAAGCAAAACAAAAAUAGUAGGCAAAAGAGGAGCUCCAUCUUCUAGAACAACUGCAGGCAGUGGAAGGCAAAAUAUUACGGUCUUAAUGGCUUAAGUUAAUUAAUGUUAGUGCAGAUGGGUUUAAGGCGCCACCGUUAAUAGUUUUCAAGGCAAAAAAUAUGUGGCAGGAAUGGGUUGCUCCACGUGAUGAAGAAUUCCCUGAAAUAACGUAUGCCACAACAGCAAACGGAUGGAUGGAAUCCGAUAUAUUUCUACAAUAUUUUAAAAAGUUUGUUAAAAUCCUUUGGCCCAGAAAGACCAGUCUUGUUGAUAUAUGACGGUCAUGCGUCCCACGUGGAUGAAAGAUUAAUUAGAGCAACCAGGGAGAAUGGGGUGAUCAUUCUUAAAUUACUACCCCAUUCAUCCCAUAUUCUACAACCGCUUGACCUUAGUGUUUUUAAGUCUUUAAAAGUCAGAUGGGAGUAUGAGUUGAUCAACUGGCAGGAGCAUAAUGAGGGAAGACAAAUUCCAAAGAAAAAAUUUAGCUCUUUAGUUUGUAAAAUAUGGAAAGAAACAAACCACGAAAUUAUAUCUAAUGGUUUUAAGAAAGGAGGUAUUUUUCCAUUUAAUGCAUGUGUUGUUGACAAGGAAAAGUACGAUCCAUUAUUUUACAAGAGAUGGGAGCAACAUCAAGGGGUACGAAGAUUUCCUGAUGAGUCGAUGGAUAUAUUGCAACCAGGACCCUCAAAUCUAGGUCAAAAGGACAAUAGUGCUAUUGCCAAUAAUUUGAGACAACAUUCCCUAAAUAUUAACAGAGAAGAUACAAAUUAUCCUCAUUUGUCAAGCCCUAAUUCAAAACCAGGUCCAAGUGGAUACCAAGGGCUACCAGAACAGCGAUACUCUUUUGAAGAAUUGCUAUUGUCUACAGUUCAACAGACUAACGCACCCAAAAAAGUAAAGAAAAGAAAAGUGUGUUCUGGAGCCAAAGUUAUAACUUCUGAGGAAGUUAUGAGUCGCUUGAUCGAAAAGGAUUCGACUGUUUUAAAAGAAAAAUCAAAAUCAAAUAAAAAUCGGCGCAAAAAAUUUAAACCAAAUUCCAUGAAUGAAGAAGAGGACAUAAGUGAUAAAGAAAUUAUAUUCCAAGAGAGUGAUGAUGAUAUAAUAGAGGAAGAGAUGAGAAACGCGGAAGCAGUUGAUGCAUGUAUGGAGCAAAUCAGUAAGCCUUCUACAGAUAUACAAGAAGAUAAUUGGGUGCUAGCCUUUUAGGGAAAAAAUCAAAAAAAUAUUUUGUCGGACAAGUGAUCUCUCAUAAUAAAGAGGAUGAAGAAUUGGAAAUAAAAUUUACCAAAAAAAUGCUAACUUUAGACCCCUUGGCUUCUUCAACAUUCACAUAGAAAGAUCCCGAAGAAUGUGCUGUAGUUAGCAGAAGCGACAUUAUAAGGUCUCUCCCAAAUCCCGUUUUAACCGGUCGGCGAGGUUUAAUAAAAUUUGAUGUAAAUUUUUCUGCAUAUAAUAUUCAAUAAUUCAUGUUUAUAAACUUGUUUAAGUGAUUUACA